UUAUAGUGAAACGAUUCGGCAGAUCUUGACUGAGCCUAGCAGACGAUUCAGAACUUUAACUUGAGGAGCGUAGCGUCGCGUCGAUGAAGCAGCGGCCAAAGUUUUCUUGAAGAUUCACAGUUGUCUGACCUAAAUUGGGCCAAAAAUGUCGUCCAACACACCAACGACAGGCCCAUCCUCUGCAGGCACUAACGUGACCAGUGGUACAGACGUGGUUGGCGGGGAGGUUCGCACGGCCGGCGUAUCGCUCGCGGACUUCCUUCUGCAGCUGGAGGAUUACACACCCACUAUCCCAGAUGCUGUGACAGCAUACUACCUGAACAGAGCAGGGUUCGAAGCUUCUGACCCAAGAAUAGUACGUCUGAUCUCAUUGGCUGCUCAGAAGUUUGUUUCUGACAUCGCCAACGACGCCCUUCAGCACUGUAAGAUGAGGGGCUCAGCACAGAGCUCCAGAAAGUCUGGCAAGGAUAAGAGAUAUACACUGUCCAUGGAGGACCUGUCCCCAGCCUUGUCAGAAUACGGUAUCAACGUAAAGAAACCUCACUACUUCACAUGAUGACUGUCCAAGACUGUACAUUGAUGAACUAUAACUAGAUAUGCUUAUACAUUAUGCCAUACCUGAUAACCGGGCUGCAAUAAUGUCCGAUAUAUCAUACUCGUGUUCUGGACCAGGUGAUAAGUUGUGUUAUUACAUGAAUACAUGGGCUUCUACUGUUAUCGACAGCAGCGCACUCAAUUGUCGACAGCGGUGCACUUUGAGUUCAGUAGAAAGCAGUACCUGUAUUUUGUGUUUUAACAGACAACCAUGAAUCAAUAGAUAUACUGAGUUGACUAUUAUGUCAGUGUACCAUCUUCUGUUACUAACCUCCGGUAAUAAUAUAACCACUGGUCUAUGGCCUCGGCGCAGAUAACUGCCAUGUACAUGUACAUGUAGCUCUCUCAGUUUUUGUUUAAUGUUAUGUAGCAGGUAGGCUUCAACGACUAGUAUGUGAGAUGUAUAACUUAUAGGGAAACAGUCAAAAUCACAGUGUGUGAAGGUGCUACAUCAUACAUGUAGGUCAUGGCAAGGAGGUUUUAUGAGGUCAUGUAACCUUGUUCAUGGUAAAAUGGUAAGAAAGCUCUUCUUUUUUUUUGGACAAUUUGUGUCAAUUUAACUUUUGUCUAAAGAUAAGUGUUAGAUUUGAAAUAAAGGUGGGUUAUAAUAUAAG
Molecule: messenger RNA, 1208 nt
Organism: Branchiostoma floridae (Florida lancelet)
Lineage: Eukaryota; Metazoa; Chordata; Leptocardii; Amphioxiformes; Branchiostomatidae
Product: transcription initiation factor TFIID subunit 10-like
Exons: 5
Coding region: 146-556 (136 amino acids)
Biological process (GO): transcription initiation at RNA polymerase II promoter
Cellular component (GO): transcription factor TFIID complex; nucleus; SAGA complex
Molecular function (GO): promoter-specific chromatin binding; RNA polymerase II general transcription initiation factor activity
Source: RefSeq, a predicted model, not a curated record